CACCCACGUUUAUUCUUGAUUUAUGCUACUACUUAUACUGCAUGCUAGAACAGACUUUGAUUAAAAUGAAAUAAUUAAAACCAACAUUAACCUUGAUAAUGCUCUUUGAAUUAGUUUGUAUAAUUAUGUUUCACAGUACCAGAACUCUCAUACUUUUUUCCUUUACAUAAAGAGGAAUCCACAGAAUCAAGUGGUAUGGAAAUUGAAGGUCCACAGAUUGUUGAACCAAAGCCAAACCGAAUUCUUCGUUCUACGACAUCAGAAAGCAGAAAUCAACAAGUAGAAGUACUUCCUCGCCGAAGUCAUGUUCUGCCGGCGCAAUGCAUCAUUUGUAAAAGGAUGCAGUAUAUUAAAGGUACAUUUAAUAGAGCAAAAGCUCCUGAAAAAUUAGUCAGAUGUGAAACAUUAAGUGGUGGGAAGUUAAUUGAGGCUGCUGUUGCAAAGCAAGAUGAUUCCCUUUUAUUAGAUAUCAGGGAUAAGGAUCUUGUGGCAAUUGAGGCUAGAUACCAUAAAUCAUGUUUUCGUAGGUACACUAGGUCUGUGCAAGCAUCAGCUACACCAAAUUUAGCUGGAAAAAACCCAUAUGAACGAGGUUAUAAUAGUUUCUGUAAUAAGGUUGUAGAGGGAAGAAUUAUAAAACAGAAAGAAAUACUCAGACUUGUACAUAUGAAGCAAUUAUUUGUCAAAGAGGUAAUGGAUGUUGAAUGUGAGGAU
Anneissia japonica is the source of this 714-nucleotide messenger RNA. RefSeq lists its product as uncharacterized. The record is from RefSeq and is a predicted model, not a curated record. Lineage: Eukaryota; Metazoa; Echinodermata; Crinoidea; Comatulida; Comatulidae. The annotation marks the transcript as partial. The transcript has a single exon.